Messenger RNA from Gaeumannomyces tritici R3-111a-1, 1597 nucleotides. RefSeq lists its product as hypothetical. The transcript is spliced from 4 exons. NCBI's taxonomy places the organism in Eukaryota, Fungi, Ascomycota, Sordariomycetes, Magnaporthales, Magnaporthaceae. The record is from RefSeq and is a predicted model, not a curated record. The coding region runs from base 884 to 1597 and encodes 237 amino acids.
CUUGCAACGCCCAAAGAAGUCAACCCGAGGCUCCAAACGCGAUCGCUCCAUGGUCAGCAUCCUCAGCCGCUGUCCCUUGCAGCAGACACAAGCGUUGCGGCUCCUUCACUUUGGCCGCCACACUACCACUACCAGAUCUAGGUUGCCCUAUUCGGCAAGUUGGCACGCGAUAAUGGCCAGCAACGGCAGCCGGUACAAGCUCGUCUUCUUCACACCGCCCGUCGACUUACCCAAGGUAAAGGCCGCCAUCUUCGAAACGGGCGCGGGCACAAUUGGCGAAUACACUCACUGCUGCUUUACCACGUCGGGAAUGGGCCAGUUCAAGCCUGGCGCGGCUACCAACCCGCACAUCGGGCAGACGCGCGGAGGCUUGGAGGAGGUUGCUAAGGAGAAGUGCGAGAUUCUGUACAAUGGCCGAGAGCAGACACGUUCGGCGGUUGAGGCGAUGAAAAGGGCCCAUCCAUACGGGGAGCCCGCGUACGAAGUGUACAAGCUGGAGGACUUUUAGCAAAACCAAGCCGACUGCGCCGCCUGUUGGCCGCCCUCGCGCCGUGUCCGGGUCGCUGCUCGACAUGUCGCACUAUUCCGGGACUGGGAAUACCGAAUGUAAAUCGUCGCCGUUAUAACAACAUGUUUCUCGUUCGCCCUGACUGCUUUUGGGCUAAACCAACCACCAACAACCACUACCUUUGCCCACGCCGCAAAGGUUUGUUCCUGGCCCUUGCCGGUGACUUUCCUCUCUGUUGUGCUUGUAUUUACUAGUCUCAGGACCACGCCCUCUCCGAGGUUUCCAAAGUAUCGGCUACUGGGGUUGCCCGCUAACUGCAAGGCCUCAAAUAUCUCUGAAAAGUUUCACGUCUAUAAACAGCUCUCGAAAACCCACAUGGAGCCCUUCUCUCCACAUCCCAAGCCGCUCUUUGGCGCGCGAUCCGAGGCUUGCGCUGACUUUGAAGGCUUCACUGCAUCCGGCUUCCGCAACGGGCCCUGCUCCAAUGCAACGAGCUCGAUCUCCCUCGCUCAAGCCCAAGACAAAGAUCAGCAGAGACUCCUCUCGACGCCCCUCCCCUCCAAUUCAACAUGCGUUUCAUCAUCAUCACGGCCCUCGUCGCCUCGCGGCCGGCCCUGCCUUGGCCCUGACGGUCGACUCGCAGGCCAUCCAGGAGUGCGGCGCCCUGGGCGCCAUGGAGAUACCCGAGGGCGAGGCGCACACCCGGAGAGCUACCGCAAGUGCAAGGAGCACCCGCUCUUGCUGCUGGCGGGCGGCAUGCCCACGACGCCGAGCGAGGACGGCGACGUGAUGGAGGCCGAGGCGGUUGCGCUAGAGGUGCGCGCCGCCGACGCCGCCGACGCUGGCCGCCGCGUCUUCGCGCGCGCGUGCGCGUGCCUCAAGAGCGGCUCCAACAUCGGCUGCGAGAAGGACUACUGCUGGAAGGAGUGCGGCCGGAACCGCGAGUGGUGCUGGCUGGCCGACAACGGGGGCACGGGCGCGUGGACGACGUGCAGAAGCGCCUUCCACUGCGCCGGCAAGGCCAUCGGCAGCGACAAGCGCGCCGACUGCAGCCGUGGCAACUGCGGUGCCCGCGGGUGCAGCUGCUAG